GGAUUAAUACAAACCGGCCGGCCGGCCGGGGGGAAAAAACAAAGAAACACAGAGAAUUUUCUAGCAACAAGAAAUAUCUACACAUUCGAUCCUUGUUAUCAUCUCAUGUACGUCUAGGUUGACUUAUAGAGUGCAGCUAGCAUUCACAGAAAGCAAUUAGUUUUCCCUCGUCACAUAGGCAUGCGCAAAUUAAUAAUAAUCCCGUUGUCGGUCAAGAAGAUAAGAAGAAUUAGUAAGGUAUGUAGUUUUCAAUACUUGAUGGGAGAUUAUCUUGAUUCAGUUCGCUCUUUUUGCUCGCGAGGAGGAGGAGGAGCUCGCUUCUGUUGUACGGGUCCUUUCUCUGCUACCCCUCCCGGAAAAAGAUGGGUUCUUGCCAUCGUUUCCGCCUUCUUCUUUGUCAGCCUCUGCAUCAGCGUCUUCAUCUAUUGGAAUGAUGUUUAUGAUAUAGCAGGCAAUUACUUCUGUUGGGCUCCUCCUCCACCAAGUACUUCUCCAAGGCCCGCUAUCAAAAUCGACUUCCCAUUCAAUUGCUCCAAUAGAGACCCAGCAAUAACAUGCCCAACAUCCAACCAGAGCGUGACAUCUCAGACCGACAAUUCGUCUGCAGUGACAUGUACCCAGUACACUCGGUGGAUCCAAGAAGAUUUACGGCCGUGGAAGACGACGGGAAUCACGAGGGACAUGGUGGACAGAGCAAGAGAUUUUGCAAAUUUUAGGGUGGUGAUUGUGAAGGGAAAGGUGUAUGUUGAGAUAUACCAAAAUGCGUACGAAACUAGGGAUGUUUUUACGAUAUGGGGGAUAGUGCAGCUUCUGAGGUUGUACCCAGGGAAAGUACCCGACUUGGACCUGAUGUUCUGGUGUGGAGACAUGCCGGCGAUCUUAAAGAGAGAACAUAAUCAUGUCAAGCAUCUGCCGCCGGUGUUUCAUUAUUGUGGAGAUGACAAAUCAUACGACAUCGUAUUCCCUGAUUGGUCCUACUGGGGUUGGAUUGAGGUGAAUAUAAAGCCAUGGAGGAGUAUGCGGGAGGCCUUAAAAGAAGGCAACAACAAUACCAAAUGGAAGGAUAGAGAACCCUAUGCUUAUUGGAGAGGAAACCCAUACGUGUCUCGAAGAAGAAGAGAACUUUUGAAAUGCAAUCUUUCUAAGAAACAUGAAUGGAAUGCUCGCCUCUAUGGAGAAGACUGGGGUGUGGAACGUCAAGAAGGAUUCAAGCACUCCAAUCUAGAAGAUCAAUGCACCCACAGAUAUAAAAUAUACAUAGAAGGAGUGUCAUGGUCGGUGAGUGAGAAAUACAUAUUGGCAUGCGAUUCCAUGACCUUGCUAGUUGACCCCAAGUACUAUGACUUUUUCACGCGAAGCUUGGUUUCAAAGACACACUACUGGCCGAUUAGAACCUCACAUAUGUGCACAGAUAUUAAGUCUGCCGUCGACUGGGGCAAUGACCACACUGACAAGGCACAAUCUAUUGCAGAAACGGCUAGCAAAUUCAUUCAAGAGGAUUUGAAAAUGGAAUUCGUGUAUGAUUACAUGUUUCACUUGCUAAGUGAAUACGGAAAGCUCUUCAAAUAUCAACCGACAAUUCCUCCAGGAGCAGUUGAGGUAUGUUCGGAAACAACAUUGGCAUGUCCAGGGGAUGGUUUAUGGAGAAAAUUCAUGAUGGACUCCAUGGUGACUUCCCCUAAGGCUACGCUUCCAUGCACAAUUCCUAGUUAAGAUUAUUCAACUCUUGAAACUAUUCUUGGGGCUCUAGAUUUUGAAGAAAAUCAAAGACGGGGGAAGUUGGAGCAGGAAA
Messenger RNA from Carya illinoinensis, 1792 nucleotides. Its product is annotated as O-glucosyltransferase rumi homolog. NCBI's taxonomy places the organism in Eukaryota, Viridiplantae, Streptophyta, Magnoliopsida, Fagales, Juglandaceae. The record is from RefSeq and is a predicted model, not a curated record. Bases 181 to 1713 code for a protein of 510 amino acids. The transcript has 7 exons.